GUAUAUUUGAAACAAAAGCUAGCCAAAUGUAGGGUUUCCAUAAUAUUAAGUAUGCCAAUAUGAUGACAGUGAAACAGAAAUUAUAAAAAUAAAUUGUUAGAUCAGCUAUUCGAUACCUGUAAAGGAAGAAAGUCCGUAUUUUUUGAAGCCAUACCUUCAACUAGUAUCGCAGUAGCAAAAGAGAAGAAGGAUACCGUACUUAAUUUAUAAUGAAUAUAUCAUAAACAACAAUGCACCCUCAAGAACGCAAGCCAGCACAAUGGUUGAUGAUACGUCAAAUCUAAAAAUAAUAUGGUAUCCUAGAACUUUGGAAAUUCUGGAUCCAAACAAUCAUCCGAAUUAUUUCCAUAACUAUUGACCAACUUGAAACAUGCCCAGCAAAUAUUUAUUUCAGGAAAUCAAAUGAUAAAUCAAUGCCUAACGUUGCUAAAUAUCAAACUUAAAAAAAAAGCAUGCACACAUGUAGUAGUUUUUUAAUCUGGUCUUUAAUGAUAUAAGACAAUAACAGCGUAUAUACAGUUUCGCACGAGAAAUAUUGCAUGUUAACAAGAAAACACAUAAGUCACAACAAUUUAUGGAUCUUUAUGGGAAAUUCGUUCAGAUCGAUUGCACUUAGGUUACUAAAACCUUCCAGCAUUGUGAAUGCUCUCUAGGAAUGAUAACAUGGGCUGGAGCCAUUCUCUGAAAACCGCUUGUCGCUAUCGAUUCAAAACGCAAUGCGUCUAAUGACAAAGCGAAUUCUGUUGUGCGAUAUGCAAGACUGCUAGAGGCGCCAUUUUGUUUUCAUGCGGAUGACUCAUGGUUUAUCGAUUAGCGAAGAACUUUUCCGGGUGACACUGACAGUCUCGCUGAAAGCGAAUUUGUUUAUUGUUGUAGAACCCUUCGCGAUCGUAAAUGAAAAGAUGAGAUUAACAUAUUCUUAAAUUUAAAAGUUUAUUUUAAGACAAUUAAAUGUGUUCAGUGAUGGAGAUGUUAUAUGUAGUUUUCCUGGGAGUAGUUUGUGCCGUUUUUGGUUCCUCGCCUCCUGUGUAUAUCUCCAAUGGGACGCAUAUUGUAAGCUACAGCCGGGGACCAGAAAUAUUCGCCAUUUUGGGUCAAAAAGACUUUCGGAUCGUGGGUUUGGCGGUGGACAUCAAGGCGGGGCUGUUGUUCUGGUCGGACCUCAGUGCCGACUACCGGGGCAUCUACAGGGCGGGGAUCCAGGGGAAGGACCGGAAGAGGAUAGUAGAACAUGUGGGAGAGGUGACCAGUCUCACAGUGGACUGGGUGUCGCGUCACGUGUACUGGACGGAUGUGGAGCGGCGGACGGUGGAGGUGGCCGGAUAUGACGGAAACUUCCGGCGGGUCAUCGUCAACACGGAGCUGGACACCCCGAGGGGAAUUGUAGCAGCUCCUUUGUUUGGGUUUCUGUUCUGGGCGGACCAGCGUAACAAGCGGAUAGAGCGAGCCUGGCUUGACGGCUCUCACAGACGGACGAUCGUCAAGUCCGCGGACUUCUGGCCAAACCAGCUUGCCGUAGAAAACAAGAAACAACGGCUUUACUGGGUGGAUGCGAACAAGCACGCCGUCUACUCGUGCACGCUCGGCGGGAAGCAGGUCCGAGAGGAAGUGAACUACGAGAAAAUUGCCAAGGGUGCGCCGGGGUUCGGCCUCGUUGUGUUCGGCAACACGGCGCUCGUGACCACGUGGUUCACGACGGGUCUGUACGCGCUGCUGCUCGGCUCCCGGCAGUUGAUCUGGCAGGAGGAGGCGACCGGACUGGGCACGCGGGACCUGUACAACAUGGUCAGCCUGAACCCCUCCACUCAGCCGAUGACGUUCCAUCCCUGCAUGGAGCAGACUAGGGCCGGCUGUUCCCAUCUGUGUCUGCCCACCAACAAGGAUAACUUCGUAUGCGCAUGCCCAACAUACGGGGGACUGACGUUACAACCAGACGAUAAAACCUGCUCAGUUCCAGAACAUAUUCUGCUCUGUGCGCUGGAGAGCCCAAGUCGCGGGGUGGGCUUUCUGUCCCUGGACUCGCCCGAGGGCUUCCAGCUGACCAUGAUUGGCUCCUCCCCCAAGCCCGCCGCGGUCGCCUAUGACCCGGUCAAUCAGAUCGUUUACUGGAGUGACGUCACAGAGAGCGCCAUCUACCGCCAGGAAAUCACGGGGACCGACAAGGCAAUGUUCCUAGAUCAGACGAGCGGUAUCGGGAAAGUAACCAGCAUGCAGUACGUACCGGAAGUGGCCGGUCUGUUCUUCACGAACACACUGGCGGACUCUUACACCACGCUAGAGGUGGUAGAACUACUCAAGUCCGGGUUUAACCGAAAGACGCUUGUCCGAAACCUCGGCAAGUUCGCGGACAUCCAAGUUGACAUGGACAAUCGGUUCAUGUACAUCCUGUACAAGCAAGACGAGGUUUCCGUUCUGGCGCGAACGGAUCUGAACGGCGACCACCGGGCGCUGUAUCCAUUGACUGACCUUCAACCCACAGGCAUGACCAUGUUCAACGGGUCGGUGAUCGUGUCUGCCGUCAGGGCCGCGGGGCAGGGUCACGGUCAAGGUCACGGAACUCUCCUGGAGACGAUAGACAUGCGCACUAUGACGGCGGUGUCCACCGAGAUUGAAAAUAAGGUCCUUCAUGACGUCACGCGCCGUGAUCAGGCGCUGUACGUCACAAGUCUCGUAAGCGACGAGAUUCUCUACAUCAACAGUUCAAAACCCGCCCUACUGUACAGCGGCGUAGAGGCGGUUGACAUGCUGUACACGAGGACCGCAACCAAUGUCACAGCUCAACAAGACGCGUGCGAGGAGUUUGGCUGCAGGUGCGAGCCGGGAGUCAGCACGAGGCUUCCGUGCAGAUGUGGCACGGAUAGAUUCACGGACCGCAACUCUUGUUCGAUAAUUCCAGAAAACGUGUUGUUUUUUGCUGACGUGAACACUAUCAACGUCGUCCAGCUUGAGAAGGGAAUGCCGGAUACCCCUGUCGUCAUCUACCAUGGUGACGUCACCAGUGACAUAGACUCUAUGACGUACGACGGCAUCACACGCCUCUACUGGAUUGACCGAUCUGUAAAUUCUAUAUAUAUUACAUAUUUGCACAAGAUCGAUCCAGUCCUUGUGUACAGAGAUGAGGGCCGCAUCUCAAGCCUCGUUCUAGAUCCAGACCAGAACCGGAUGUACUGGGUGCUUGUCAUGGGAGACAACUACUUCAUAGCCAGUCUCAACCUUAACAAGGGACUAAAUUCUUACAAGCGUGUUUUUCAAACACCGAAUCCGAUCAAAGCACUGUCCAUUCAACCAAACGGAAAGUGGCUGUAUUUUUCGGAAGAACGCGACGGAAAUGGCGUUAUUUGCACGUGUAAAACAAGUGGACGCGGCUAUAAGGAUGUCAUAACGGUCCGGCAGAGGGUCCCAACCAGUCUUGUUGUAACAAGCGACACUCUCUUUGCUGGUUACAGUUCCGGUGGAUAUAACGUGUACAAUCUUAAAGACAACACAGUAGAAGGAGUAUUCGUCACUUCCAUGCCCGUUAACGAUCUCUUUGUCAUAGACGACAUAGUCGUCUUCUCGUCGGCCAACGAAGGCACCGUUGCCAUGCACACAGUUGAAAACAACCAGUUCAAGGUCAUCGUAUCUGACCUUCGAAGUCCAGGUGCGAUUGUGUUACACCAUCCGACCAACAUUCGAGAGGCAUGUAACCAGAGAGGCGUUUCCUGCUCAGACAUAUGUGUGCCCAUGUUCAGGGGAGAGUACAUUUGCAGCUGCUAUGACGACCGUGUACCGGUGGGGGACGGAACGUCAUGUCAAGACGACAAUACCAAGAUACUCAAAACGGUUCCAAGAGAGUUUACAACUUCCAAGAUUCCACAGACGUCGUCUUCAACGGUUGUCCCACUUUUGGCAAACCGCACAGCAACAACAGCGCAAAACGUUCGCACAGAACAGAACGAAGCAAAAGUGAAUAAGACAGAAUCUAUUCCUGUGGAAGCUACUACCCAUGGGCACCAGCCCAUGACAUCGGAGCACACUGUUUCUUCACAGAGCCAUUCGAAGACAGAUUCGACGACGGGUCAUAGCGGAGAGCCUAAGCCUACCCAGUCUACAAAGACCUUUGAGACAGAGGUGGAACACACGACAGUUAAAGAUGAAACGGAACCGGACAAGUCUACGGAUGGUAAUUUGGUUAAUAACACGCUGCGUUACGAGACAACUACACAUUUGAAGCCCAAUGUCACCACUGAAGAACGUAUGGGUCAUGACGGAUUUAUUUCGCCUGAUUACGACGACGAUGUACGUAUGGAACCUAUAGACCCGCCGUAUUUUGAGAACUGUCCGCAAAACGACACCAUCCUGAUCGAUGUCCCGCGCUCCGAUCCAAAUAUUCACGUACCUAUAAAACCAAGAGGUUUCUCCGGUAGUAGCCCACUUCCGUUGCAUUCCAACUAUGAGCUCACGUACGACGGCGUUAUCGUUCACUGGAUGGGCGAGGGCGUCUACAGCCGCCAUCAUGUGAUCUUCAAGGUCACAGACACCUUCAGACAGACCGCUGAGUGCAGCUUCACAGUCGUCUUGCAAGAUGUAGAUCCGCCCAUUUUUACACUGUGUCCAGAGACAAUUAAAGAACGGACGGAAAAUGUCUCCGCUGUUGUGGACUGGAUCAAACCGGAAGUGGUCGACAAUACGGGCAUUAAAUUGGUGUCUAGUUCAAACAGCCCUGGUUCCAGGUUUGAGUCGGGAGAACAUGUUGUAAACUACACGGCCGUCGAUUAUGCCGGGAACAAGGCAACCUGCUUGUUCAGCGUGUAUGUCCUUCAUGAUACCGUGUGUCAAGUGGGUGCUAUAGAACAUGGCGGAAUCGUUUGCAGCUUUGACAAUGGACCUCCGAGCGCUUGCAAGGUCGUCUGUGACAAGGGGUACGGCGUCAACCCGAUCAGAGUCUACAAACGCCUGCAUAACUGCCAGGUGCCCGAGGACAUUGAACGCUUGAAGCGAGCCAUGAUGACGCAAAGCCCGUGUUUAAAACACAGCUAUCCUUCCGUGCUAAGUCAACAAUACAGGAUGAAGUUCGACGGUCCCGUCAGCAAACACAAGCACGAGAUCAGAGCCAAUCUGAACGUCGCUAUAUCCAACCAUCUUGAGCGUAAGGACACGUGCCAGGGUCAUGUCUGCAAAAUGGAAAACCUUUUACUGCAAUGUGUCGUCGACGAUGACGUCAUUCUGGGAUCCAAUGUCACGUGCUUGGACGAGGAAGACAGGACGGAGUUCUUCAUCAGUUUCAAUAUAACUCUCAGAAACGACACCGACAAGGGUACAAACAUCAACGAGUUACAAAAGCAUGUACAUCUCGAGCUGAUAGGCCUAGCGCCGCUCUUAACAAUACAACUCGGGGAGCACGUGUUCGCCCCUCACUCGGACAGCCUGGCUCGCUCCGAAUCCACGUGGCUGUGUCCACCGGGCACCGUUGCAGAAGAGUCCAUAUGUAUUUCCUGUCCACCUGGCACCUUCCACAACGUCACUUCCGGUGAGUGUGAGUUCUGCACUUCUGGUACGUACCAAGUGUCAAGUGGACAAAUCCAUUGCGCCACGUGCCAGCCCGGAACUUCGUCACCAGAAGGCGCCACGUCGAGCCAACAAUGUCAUUCGUUACCGUCGAUGGACGAGAUGACGCUGUUCAUAAUCGUGACCACGUGUUCGUUCGGGGUGGUAUUCCUCUGCAUGGCGGUGACCCUCUACCUGCAGUUUCAGCGGCAGCAGAAGCGCAACCAGCAGACGAACAGUCUCAAGAAGCCGCGCUAUAACACGCCCCAUGGCAACAUGUACGUGGCUCCGCCCCCAAUCCUCAAGUCGAAACUGGACGAGAAUUUCACACCGGGCGAGAAGACGUACAGCAUUGACAGAAAGCACCCGAUAAACAUUUUCUCCAAUCACGACUAUGACGAUCUCGCGCAGUACAAAAGCGGAUCAUCUUUCCAGAACGAUGUCCUCAGCAUGCUACCCGGCCAAAGAUACGAUUAUUCUCCGGGCGAAGAGGUUUUCACCGGGACGCUCUCCCGUGAUAACACGUUCUCAAACCCAACCUAUUCCCCGCUGGGGUUCAACAAAGGGGAACGCGGGUCAUUUCAGCGCAGCACCCACACGCCCUCUCCCGGGCCACAGCGCAAGAUGUCGCACGAGAGCUCUUUCUCCAACCAAUCACCGCGUAUGAUGCGAGCGAUAAGAACGCCCACGAGCGACACGCCCCUUAUAACUCAGUCGCCGCUAUUGCGCAUGAAGUUAGCGGCGUAUAAUUUAAAUCACGAGGAUUAAAAAGCAACAAAAUUAAUAUCAAAACAGGACAACCAUUCCUAUUACUACGAAAAGCCGAUCCGGACACAAGUUAACCAUUGUGAAGUGAAAAGUAUUGCGCUAUUAAUUAUUAGAAGUCCGAAAUAUUAUAGUAAAAUACAACUGUUCUCUUUAAAUACAUUGUACAAUGUACAUGGUCACAUCGGUACUCGUGGUUUACAUAUUUUAUUGUAUUAACUGUGUGAAGCAUCAACAUAUUGAAAUCAGUGUCCGCUAAAUAAGAACUACUAUUCGUUAUGAUGAUGUUUUUCUACUCUUGUAACAACACAUCCGUUUUAAUUGAAUGUUACUACCCUUUUAUGAAUACUCGCUGUCUCGAUCACGCUUAAAAUAAGUUAUUGAGCAUUUCAACAAACAGGUAUGCCACAGUGUUUAAUAACACUGCAUUCGUGAGACAUUAUAAAAAUGAAAAUGACUUGAAAUGACCUGUAAGAAAAUAACACAAGUACAAUUAAGAAUUAUUAUUUUAUGCUUAUUAUUUUAUCCUCGAGAUCAUUUCAUAUGAUCACUCGUUAAUUAAAAUCGAUAUUCUACCAAAUCCAACAAAUAUCCUCUAUAAAAUUCUCGAAAUUAUGGAAAUCUAAAAUAAUGAAUGAAUUGUAAGGAUUGUAUUGCAAGUGCGAUUUUGCAACUUCCGGUGAAAGAAAGCGGAUGAAAUCAAGGUGAAUUCAGAUGAAUAUUCUAGUCUAGAUUUUGAUAAAUCCCAAUAGUUUUAGACAUGUCAAUGUCGUGGUAAUGGUAGACGAGUGCGCUUUUGAUACGUACUGAUUGCCACAUGAAAGUAGCCACAGACCUGACAUAUAUAAUGACUUAUAUUGUAUGAAUGCUUUUUGCCAUUAUUUAUAGAACAAUGAUAUGUGUUGUAUUUAUCUGUGUGAAUGUAUGUUUGCAUUUAAAUUUGUGUUGAUUUAAAUCAUGGUCAAAAGUGCUUCAUUUGUGUCGUAUGCAGUGAUUUUUCAUAAAUGUAAAUUUUCCUUUUGCAAGUAGAAUCUAGACAUGAGAGGUUGUGGUUUUGGGAAAAUGCGACACAUUUUGUGUACAGGGUAAUUGCAACAUCUACUCAUACUUACUGGCAUAUUAUACUCAAAGAAGGGUCAGUGUUAUGAGCCUUAUAAACAACUCACAUAUAUUUCUGGUCAGCGUAAGUUAAAAAAAAAUCAUAUGUAAUAUUCCUUUAUGUUCUAUGUUAUUUUGUUAUGUAGCAUUUCAAACUUAGUACCCUUUCAUCUUUAAAUGGGUGUUUUGUUGACAAUUUAAUGAAGGAAAAACCUUUCUUUAACUGUUUCUAAGGGAGAUUAUGUAAUACUUACCUAAACCAUUAUAAAAUAUAAAUGUCAUUCAUUAAUAUUGUUCAAAUAUAUAUGUAAUAGUUUGCCAUUUUUUUGAAUUAUUGCAAUAACUUCAAGUGAAUUAAUAGAUAACAUAUUAUUUUUUAGUACGUACAUUUUUGUUAAUUGCUUAUUUUCGUUCAUUCCUUUUUUUGGUACAUCACGUCAUCGGAAUUGAUAAGGAAGUUAUUAUAACAUUUAACUGUAUAGUUCAUUUAUUUGUUUCCCUUGUAUGUUCGUAUGCAUGUCUCAAAAAAUAUAUACUUGUGUUUUGUUACUGAAGACCACAUUGUAAAAAAUAAAUUAUUUCUUAAUGUGAAUUCUUCAUGAAAUAAAGUUAUUAUUAUUAUUAUUAUUAUCAUUAUACUAAAACGGUAUAUCGUACUGACGUACAUUGUAAAGUGACUCUGCUAAAAUGUGUGUCUCUGCCUUUUACACAUUUCUAGUACAUGCAGUUUGAUGUGUUUUGAACGGUUUGUAAUGGUUAACAUUCUUUGUAACACUCGUUUGUCUGAUGCGUGUGUGUAUUGAUUCAUAUUGUAAAAGUUAAAGGUUUUGUGUGAAGUGUUGUUGCUUGUUACAUAUAGCGUUCUAAUUAAUAUCAGAGGCAUAGUGCAAUAUAUAUACUUAGUAUAUACAUUACCGCCUAUCUUAUGGCGUGAUAUCUAAUCGAGUGUUAUCUAGUCACGUGGGUAAGAGUGUAUUUUUCCAAAUUUUACAGGAAGUGCAUACAUAUGUGAGAUUGUAUAAUUAAAGCAAUCAUACAAUUUACCAUAUUUUCAUUCUUUCAUAUUUUAAUAUUGGCACGAACUGUUCAAUGUCUGCAUAUGAUGCGUUUAAAUUUAUUCCAUAUACAUGACUGCCACCUUAGCUUUUUUCAGAUACAAGUAUUAAUAUACGAGACAUCCCUAAUUUUGGCAAUAAAUUGAUCCAAUUUAGAAGGCUGGGAGAGUCCACUAGGCAUAAAUGGGUUAAGCACCCUUUGUACCUUGUGUGAUCCUAGAACUUUCCUUUUUAUCAUACUUCAUUAUUUGUUGUGACACCGCAAGUUUUAUCGCUUAUAAACAGUGUUAAACGGUUUCAUGUUUUUGUAGCAAUUAUGCUUGCAUAGGUACGGCGCUUUCGUAAUAUAUUUAAAUGUGUCAUAUUCAAAUGUACGAUGUUUCUAAUAGUACAUGUAUGUGUAAUAUGUUUAUAAUUAUUGUAAAGAUUUGUACAAAUAAAACGUUUGGAAUAA
This is a messenger RNA of Dreissena polymorpha, 8898 nucleotides long. RefSeq lists its product as uncharacterized. The record is from RefSeq and is a predicted model, not a curated record. Bases 952 to 6294 code for a protein of 1780 amino acids. Lineage: Eukaryota; Metazoa; Mollusca; Bivalvia; Myida; Dreissenidae. The transcript has 27 exons.